This is a messenger RNA of Mixia osmundae IAM 14324, 1520 nucleotides long. RefSeq lists its product as uncharacterized. Lineage: Eukaryota; Fungi; Basidiomycota; Mixiomycetes; Mixiales; Mixiaceae. The record is from RefSeq and is a predicted model, not a curated record. Bases 31 to 1032 code for a protein of 333 amino acids. The transcript has a single exon.
CUCUUCGAAACUUUGCGACUAUCAACAUCAAUGGCAGAGGAACCGCCUGAGGGCGCUAUCAGGCCUUUCAAGCCAGAAGAUAGACCCUUUGUACGCUACCUCGUCGGCGCCUCACGUCUCGAGCUGGCAGCUUUUGCCAAUUCGCUCGCGUUCACUCGACCCGCCUCGCUUGCGUUUCUCCUCAUUGCCUCGACGAGCUUCAUCUACAUAUUCAAAUGGGUGCCCAACUUCCAUGUGUCCGACAUCCUCUCUGGCGCUACGCGUACCUGGACGUUCACAGAGACGGCGUUCGCCAUCAUGGAGGCGCUCUACUUUCUGCCAGGCUUAGCGGCCGUCAUUGCACUCAUGAUCGGCACCUUCGAGCUCAGGCAUAAGAUGCACUUUGAUAUCAUCAUGCGCAGGGUCAUGGGAGAAGAGGACGUACGCGAUAUCGAAGGGUUCUACAAUGUCGUCAAUGGCAAGCUCGCGCAAGACUCGCCUUCUGGCUUCUGGGUCCUCGAAUUCGACGAGCGUAUCAUCGGAUGCAUGUCGCUCGAUGGCGAGCGCGCAGGCGAGCUCUUGGAUUCGUUCGAGGACAAGGGCGCGUCGCCAAACGGCAAAAGCAACGGCGUCAAGGCCAUCAAAUCCUCGCCUGCUUCGGGUCUUCGCUCGCGAAAGCGAACGCAGAGAGGCGUGUCGAACGCCGGCAAGACGAGGGAGAUCCGUCAUCUGACAACAUCGCUCACGUUCCGCGAGAUCGAUGUCGACGCAGACAUGAUCGAGUUUGCGCUCAAGUAUGCGUUUGCACCUCCAUCUGGCCCUCCUGCAGAUAGGGUGGUCAUCAGUGUAUACAAUCAGCUCGAAGCAUCGCGGGCGAAAACGCUCGUCGGUCUCGGUUUCACUAGAGAGGGACCCGACGCGCGAGUAAAGUCACUCAUCCAGACAGGCAGAUGGGCAAAACUCGAGCGAGUCAUGGAGACCUUCUGGCCACUAGACCUCAGAGCUAGUCUGUACGAAAUCACUCGGGAGCAAUGGACAAAGCGGUCUCUGUAAAGUUUGCAUUGGUUUCACUGUGACGACUGGUCUCGCGCGAAAACAGGCCAUUCGCAACUUGCAGUCUCAGUGAUGGAGCUUCCCAUAAGGACCUUUGAUGUGCAACACACAAGGCUAAUCAAACUGAUCGCUGCAAGCAAUGCGAUGGCUGCAACGCGAGUCAGAGACAGGAGUCCUCGGUUGCCGAUGACUUGAUGAUCCUGAGCCCACCGAAACACUGCAUCAUCUUUCCGUGCUUUUCUUCGUCUUCGCUUUCCUGCACGAUGGCGUGGUCCAAGUUUGCAGCUCUCUGCCUCCUCUUAACUCAUUUCCUGCUGGCUCAAGCCGCUGGACCAAAAGCCUCUACCGAGUACUGCGUUGGCUUGCGCAGGUUCACGGCCACUUGCAACCAUUUCGUCUUGCUCUACGGACGACCUGUCAGCUUCGUGAUGACAUCCUCCUCGCCAGAUCGGCUCUUCACACUUAAGGUGCAACCCGAGCACAGUGAG